AUGUUUGGACCAAGGAAACAAAUUGUGGACCAUUUGGGCGGCGAGAUUCAAGGCCAUGGGCAACUUGGAAUCAAUGCAGCACUUUUGACUUGGAAACCGAUGAAAUAUAAGACGUACACCCUUUCUCUUGUUAGUCUCCUUGGCCUCUUUGCCACCCUCACCACAGCCCAGGAUAGCCCCGACAAAGGUGUAACGGCGACCCCAACCAAUACCGGCUUCCAAGCCAGCGUCAGCGGCGGUGUCAGCUUCGACAUCAACGGCAAGAACAAGACCUUUGGCUUCAAUGAGGUCUUUGGAGACGACGAUUCCGAUUCUGAUGACGAGGAUGACCAGUCAAAGUCGGGGGCAAGCGAGAUGAUUGUGAGGAGUAGCGGACUCCUCGUUGCCGGUGUGAUAGUUGGGGCCGGUGCCAUUAUUCUCUAA
This is a messenger RNA of Podospora pseudocomata, 423 nucleotides long. RefSeq lists its product as uncharacterized. The transcript has 3 exons. The record is from RefSeq and is a predicted model, not a curated record. Lineage: Eukaryota; Fungi; Ascomycota; Sordariomycetes; Sordariales; Podosporaceae. The coding region runs from base 1 to 423 and encodes 140 amino acids.